Messenger RNA from Sporisorium graminicola, 828 nucleotides. RefSeq lists its product as uncharacterized. NCBI's taxonomy places the organism in Eukaryota, Fungi, Basidiomycota, Ustilaginomycetes, Ustilaginales, Ustilaginaceae. The coding region runs from base 1 to 828 and encodes 275 amino acids. The record is from RefSeq and is a predicted model, not a curated record. Gene Ontology annotation, molecular function: oxidoreductase activity. The transcript has a single exon.
AUGCAACUAGCCCAGCGCAAGACGCACAACCUAAUUUUGGCGGCCCGAAGCAAGGACAAGCUAGACUCUGUUGCUCAUGCAGUAUCAGAUCAGGUUCAUGUUAAAGUGAUCAUAUCCGACCUCUCGGUCGCAGGAGCGGCAGAGAAGCUGGAUCUGGACACACAGAGUCUCGACGUGGCCCUCUUGAUCAACAAUGCCGGGGUGGCCUUCGGCGGUCCUUUCGAAGAUAUGCAGUACGAGGAUGUCCAGAAACUCGUCUCGAUCAACAUUGUUGCAUUGACGGAAUUGUUCCAUAUCUUCCUCCGCAGGAUCAAGGAGCAGCACAAGAAGCUCAGCGAGCAGCAAAAGGGGUCCGACCACGCCCUCGCUGGCAUCAUCAAUAUCUCGUCCAUGUCCGGUUUCAUGCCGAUCCCUUCGAUGGCGCUCUACGCUGCCUCUAAGGCUUUCGUGCUUUCGCUCACCGAGAGUGUGUAUUCCGAACAGCGCAACGAGGGGUGCGAUCUUCGUGUCGUGGUCAGCUGCCCUGGCGUGACCAAAACCGAAAUAUGGACCAAGGGCGGAGCCAGCGAGAAGUCAGUCGUUCUGCCGCUGGGUACGAAGGAGCACGUGUGUGCCACCACUCUGGCUGCGUUGGAUGCGCGGGACAAGCCGAUGAUCAUUCCUGGCUAUUUCAACAACCUUUCGGUGGCCAGCUUGCGCAUCGCGCCGCGAAGCCUUGUUCGCUUCCUCAGCCGACGUCUGAUGGGGCAGGACCCUUCGCUGCGGGAAGCUGAGGAAGUCAAAGAGGCAUUUGCCAGAAUGGGACGCACUUUGCCCACUCGAUCCUAA